This is a messenger RNA of Ilex paraguariensis (yerba mate), 504 nucleotides long. NCBI's taxonomy places the organism in Eukaryota, Viridiplantae, Streptophyta, Magnoliopsida, Aquifoliales, Aquifoliaceae. The record is from the annotation of a GenBank genome assembly.
AUGAGGUUGGAGAAAUGCUGGUUCUGUUCCUCUACCGUAUAUCCUGGACAUGGUAUUCAAUAUGUUAGGAAUGAUGCAAAGAUCUUCCGUUUUUGUAGAGCUAAAUGCCACAAGAACUUCAAGAUGAAGAGGAACCCUCGUAAAGUUAAAUGGACCAAGGCUUACAGGCGUCUGCAUGGAAAGGACAUGACUCAGGACGCAACAUUUGAAUUUGAGAGGAAACGAAAUAGGCCAGAGAGAUAUGACAGGAAUCUCACGGAGAACACCCUGAAAGCCAUUAAGAAGAUUGAUAAAGUUAGAGUUGAUAGGGAGGCGAGACAUCAUGCAUCGAGGAUGAAGGGAAAGAGAACCAAGGAGCAGAGAGAGGCUGCAAAGGAGCUGGAGCAGAGCAUCCACAUGGUCAAAGCUCCUGCUGCCCUCCAGCAAGAGCCAUCUCUCACCUUACCGAAGAUCAAGGUCAAGGUUUUGCAGCAGCAAUCAGAGGAAAAUUGCAUGGAAGAGUGA